AUGUUGUUUUCUAUGUUGUCGAAAAUUAAAUUAAUGGAAUUUAAUAGCAAUGAUUUUCUCAAUAAAUUGUAUAAAGACAUCAACGAUAAUAAGUCCCAGAAACUCAGCUCCAAAUAAUAUGCAGUAUUCUAAAAUUUAAAUUAUUAAAGUCUAUUCAAAUCCAAUAGAUUUUUCAAGUACUUGUUCUUAAAUUUUACUUGACUACAAACUAAAAUUAAGCCUUCCGAGAAGAUCCUAAAAUUAGCACUUCGCUAUAGAAUAGUAAAUAAAUUUAGAGCCGAAAUUUGCGUAUUGAAGUAGCAUAAAUGAAUGUAUGA
This is a messenger RNA of Paramecium octaurelia, 317 nucleotides long. The record is from the annotation of a GenBank genome assembly. NCBI's taxonomy places the organism in Eukaryota, Ciliophora, Oligohymenophorea, Peniculida, Parameciidae.